Messenger RNA from Dermacentor andersoni, 2023 nucleotides. It is a transcript of the gene pix, whose product is annotated as ATP-binding cassette sub-family E member 1 pix. Gene Ontology annotation, molecular function: ATP hydrolysis activity; ATP binding. The record is from RefSeq and is a predicted model, not a curated record. Lineage: Eukaryota; Metazoa; Arthropoda; Arachnida; Ixodida; Ixodidae.
CAUCGUGUUGUAGUUUGGCGCAACACCUCUAGGCGCCCUUUUCAGCCAUCUUGUUCACGUGGAUCCUCGCUGCGGUCAGCGAGGAUUGACAAGCGGCGGAUAUGAGUUCACAGGAUAAGUUAACGAGGAUCGCCAUCGUCAAUACAGACAAAUGCAAGCCCAAGAGAUGUAAACAAGAGUGCAAAAAGUCGUGCCCUGUUGUAAGACUGGGCAAACUUUGCAUAGAAGUAACGCCCAACGACAAGAUCGCUGCUAUAUCGGAGAACUUGUGCAUCGGUUGUGGUAUCUGCGUCAAGAAAUGUCCGUUCGAAGCCGUUUCUAUUAUCAAUUUGCCUAGUAACCUAGAGAAAGAUACAACUCAUAGGUACAGCCAGAACUCCUUCAAGUUACACAGGUUGCCUACUCCAAGACCUGGUGAAGUGUUGGGUCUAGUGGGGACAAAUGGAAUUGGGAAAUCAACUGCCCUCAAGAUUUUGGCUGGGAAACUGAAGCCCAACUUGGGGCGUUACGGAGAUCCCCCAGAUUGGACAGAAAUCCUUCAGUAUUUCCGUGGUUCGGAGCUUCAAAACUACUUUACCAAGAUUCUGGAAGAUGACCUGAAGGCGAUCAUCAAGCCUCAGUAUGUUGACCAGAUUCCCAAAGCUGUCAAGGGAUCCGUGCAGCAACUCAUAGACAAAAAGGACGAAAUGAAGAAUCAGGAUGAAGUGUGCAGAGUACUCGACCUCAACAAUGUGAGAGACAGAAAUGUGGACGCACUAUCCGGAGGGGAGCUUCAACGCUUUGCCUGUGCAAUGGUGUGCAUACAGAAAGCAGACAUCUUUAUGUUUGACGAGCCCUCAAGUUAUCUGGAUGUGAAGCAGAGGCUCAAGGCUGCUCAGGCAAUCCGCUCCUUGAUUCAUCCACAAAAGUAUAUCAUUGUUGUGGAGCAUGACCUGUCAGUGCUCGACUAUCUGUCUGACUUCAUCUGCUGCUUAUAUGGCGUGCCUGGUUGCUACGGUGUGGUUACCAUGCCAUUCUCUGUCAGGGAAGGCAUUAACAUCUUCCUGGAUGGUUUUGUGCCAACCGAGAAUCUAAGGUUUAGGGACACUUCACUGGUGUUCAAAGUUGCCGAAACGGCUACAGAGGAAGAAAUCAAGCGAAUGUGUCGCUACGAGUAUCCCAACAUGAAAAAAAACCUAGGUGACUUUGAAAUGAGUGUACAUGCUGGGACAUUCACAGAUUCUGAGAUCAUAGUGAUGCUGGGAGAGAAUGGAACAGGAAAGACAACGUUCAUUCGUAUGAUGGCUGGCCGAUUGAAACCUGAUGAAGGAGGCGACGUCCCUUCUUUAAACAUCAGUUACAAGCCCCAAAAGAUUUCGCCAAAAUCUCAAGGAACUGUGCGAAUGCUGCUUCAUGACAAAAUAAGGGAUGCCUAUGUGCACCCGCAGUUCAUCGCAGACGUCAUGAAACCACUGCAGAUCGAUGCCAUUAUUGACCAGGAAGUGCAGAACUUGUCUGGGGGUGAGCUUCAGCGUGUGGCCCUGGCAUUGUGCCUUGGCAAGCCAGCUGAUGUGUACCUGAUAGACGAGCCGUCGGCCUACCUCGACUCCGAGCAGCGUCUGGUGGCGGCCAAGGUCAUCAAGCGAUUCAUCCUGCAUGCUAAGAAGACGGGCUUCGUGGUUGAGCACGACUUCAUCAUGGCCACCUAUCUUGCCGACAGGGUUAUAGUCUUCGAGGGACAGCCCUCUGUCAAGACUCUGGCAAAUGCGCCGCAGAUGCUGUUGGCAGGCAUGAACAAGUUUUUGGAGCUGCUCAAUAUCACAUUCCGCAGGGACCCCAACAACUACAGGCCAAGAAUAAACAAGCUCAACUCUGUGAAGGACACAGAACAAAAGAAAAGUGGCAACUUCUUUUUCCUCGAGGAUUGAAAGAGGAGCUCGACGUGGGAACACGCUUUCCAGCUGUCAUGGAGUGCCACUUGGAGGAGGCAGUCACAAGUGUGACCAAAUAAAUCUGUCAUAUGAAAGCAUGGCAGUUUUCCAAA